GGCACAGGUGGGUGCACUGCUGGGCACAGGUGGGCGCACUGCUGGGCACAGGUGGGCGCACUGCUGGGCGGAACUUGUGUGUGGCACUGCUGGGCACCGAUCAUCAGGGCACUGAUGAUCAGUGACCCUGAUGAUCGGUCCCGAUCCCCGCUCUGACAACUGCCAGUUUUCGGCACGUGAGGAAAGUGCAGCCAAGAACCGGCAUUUGCAUUUCCCGGUGAUCAGCGUGUCAUUGGACACGGCUGAUCACGUGGUAAAAGGCCGCUGUGAUUGGCCUUUUACCACAUCACGUGAUCAGCAGUGUCCGUAGGACACAGCGAUCACGGAGAU
Molecule: messenger RNA, 330 nt
Organism: Staurois parvus
Lineage: Eukaryota; Metazoa; Chordata; Amphibia; Anura; Ranidae
Source: the annotation of a GenBank genome assembly